CCUAACAUAAAAUACAGAUUUUGUUUUUACUAUAGGACAUAGUAUUUGUUGCUAUUUCAUAAAGUAACAUGUUAAAUAAUCAUAGUUAACAAUCAUCAUUACUUCAAGUUCAUCAUGAUGUCAACUAAUAUGUAUGUAAUCAUGUAUGUAUAUCAUUGUGUAUAUAUAUGUCAUAAGUCAUUUUUUGAGGAUAUUAUAUAAGUUUUGUUUUAAAAAACAAAACAAAACAAAUGAAUAAAUGAAUGGUGACUUUUAACUUAAUAACUUGGAUAUAAAAUACAUUUAUUUACAGUAUUUUUAUUCUUCAAUUAAAUAAUCAUCAUCACAAAUAAGUUUGAUUACUCAGUUGGACAAAAUUCAUCUUUAUUGAUUUUGUUUACUUUGAGAACAGUGUAAAAUAAUACACAAUCACUCUCUCUUUCACAUAUAUAUAUAUAUAUAUAUAUAUAUAUAUACAUAUAUAUUCUUCAAUGUUCAUUUAUGAUAUCAGUUCAUUUUACGUGAACUAUUGAAUAGUAUAUUAGAAUUUAACGAAUAAUUCAUUCAAUCGAUUCAUAACCAAUUAUUCAUUGAUUUUGGUCAUUCUCUUUGAAUGGCACUAACAAGUGUUGUAACUCCUUAUAAAGUCGGAAUGUCAGGUGAUAUCAUACCAAAUAAUUUCGAUAUGAUACCUUAUUCCACUUUUCAUACAGCUUUAUUACCACAUCCAAAUCCAUUAGGACCUGGAAAUCUAUCAAAUAUUUCAACAGGUUUAAUGCUUACAGCACAACAACCAACUGGACAAAAUCCUUAUUGUCCACCAAUAACUCUUACUAAUGGAUAUUAUGCAAAUGUUAGUUAUCCACAUAAUGCAGAAUCGUUUUGUUAUGUACAACCAAAUGAUGCUAAUUCAAUAUUAAAUGCAUAUCAUACAUAUCCUACAUCAAUAAAUUUACCAUUACAUGCAACAAAUAUAACAUGUGAUAAGUUAUAUACAUCUAAUAAUCAUAUAAAUAGUAACAAUCAUAAUCAUAAUCAUAUUACUGCACAGAAUCCAUUACUUUCAACAAUAAAUACAAAUCAUAUCACUAUAAAUAAUAAUUAUAAUGAUAAAAAUGAAUUAAGCAAGAGAUUAGAAAUGAUAGCGGUUGAAAAAUCUAAUACUUUAUUAGAUGAAUCAUCACAAGGACUAAUUGAUCAAUCAACUAUAUUAUCAUCAUUGUCAUCUACAUCUACAUCAACAACUACAACAAUUAUUACACAUGGUGAAAAUGGAAAUGUUCAACAGAAUACAUCAUUAUUGGUACUACGAUUAUUGAUGUCUGGAAAAGAAGUUGGCAGUAUCAUCGGCAAAAGGGGAGAAAAUGUGAGAAAAUAUAGAGAGGAAAGUGGAGCCAGAAUUAAUAUAUCAGAUGGAUCUAGUCCAGAAAGAAUUGUCACUAUUACUGGAACAACAGAACAAAUUUAUGUUGCAUUUACACUAAUGAGUCGUAAAUUUGAAGAUGAUUUUACACAAGGUUUAUUACGAAUGGGUGAUGAAACAGUCAAUUGUCCUCCAGUGACCAUACGUUUAUUAGUUCCAGUAGCUCAAUGUGGUUCAAUAAUUGGUAAAGGAGGAUCCAAGAUUAAAGAUGUUCGUGAGUUAACUGGUGCAUCAAUUCAAGUUGCUAGUGAAGCUUUGCCGACAUCCACAGAAAGAACAGUUACAAUAUCAGGUACAGCGGAUGCAAUUUCCAAAUGUAUUCGAUUAUUGUGUGAUAUAUUUUUAGAGUGCCCAAAUAAAGGUCCGGUCAUUCUUUAUCGACCAAAACCCGUGAUUGGUAAUCCAGGAUUAAUAUGUCCUGCCACUACAUUUUCAUCUGGUUUACUGCAUUCAAACGUGUCUGGACUUCCACUUUCAGUGUGCGAGAAUUCACAUGAAUCAGGAUAUACUACACCAAUGUUAACAUCAGCCUCGUUAUUAUCAAACGAAGUGAACUCUGUUAGUCCAACUACUUUAAAUAGAACUUAUACAAAUCAGUUUGGGAUACCAUCUGGUAUUUUACCUGGAGGAACUGGAGUAUCUGGUUCAUGUAAUGUUGGAUGUGGUGUUAAUAAUACAUCUAUUGUACCUAAUCUACCUACAGCAAAUACUAUUCAAUCUCCUCUAACAGUAAUUGGUUCUGGUCGACCAGUUAGUCAAAUGUCAGAUCUCAUUUCAGAUCAAGUUCAUUUGUUUGCUACAUUGAAUCAAUUAGAUUUAGCUAACUUUCAAUCAUAUUUUUCAUCGAUUUUGGCUCCAUUACCAAAUACAAAUCCAAUUGCAACUGGGAUGCAUUCCAUUGGACAACCUUUGAAUAUGCCAGAAAUAGCUCUUACUCCUGGUAUACUUGGUUGUUACCCAACUCCAACAGCUGCUGCUUUACCAAUUGUUGGUUCACCUAAUAACUAUAUGUUUUCUUCACCUACAGCUCUUCUUAAAAUAUCGAAUAGACUGCCUGAAGAUCAAUUUACAACAUCAACAUCUAAUAGUCUUAGUGAUAUAAUUGUUAAUCAAUCUGAUAUAUGCAUGAAUAAUAAUAGUAACAAUGCAUCACCAAAUAGUUUAUCCAUCUGUAAUGGUUCAUUACCUAUUGACUCAAAUAAUAAUUAUACAUCACUUUCAACUCCACUAGAUCCCAUAAAAUCAAUUUGUGGUCUACAGAAUACAGCAUCUUUACUUGGUCUUCCAUCCCUGUCAAUCAAUACAAUUUUAAAUCCUCAACAACAAAAUUCAUUAUUUUCUUUGGCUAAUACAGAAGAGAGUAUUAUUGUCCGAGAGAUGAUUAUUUCUAAUGAUGUAAUCGGUUGUAUUAUUGGACGUGGUGGUACAACAAUCAAUGAAAUUAGAAACGCAUCUAAAGCACAAAUCAAAAUAUCCAACUGUGAAGAUGGUGCAAAAGAAAGAAAAAUAACAGUUUCUGGAAAGUUGGAUUCAGUAAAUUUAGCUCAAUUCCUUAUAAACAGCAGUAUUGCAAUACAUCGAGAAAUGUGGGCAUUUAAUGUUCGAUUAGCAUCAGCUGCAACUGCUUUAAUGACUAAAAAUAGUUUAAUAAUCAAUUCAUUAAAUAAACAUUCUGAAAACCAUAAUAAAAUAUAUUUGUCACCAUUGAAGAAGAAUUGUGAACAUAUUGAUUAUAGUUUAUUUCAAUCAAAUAUUCCAAUGAAUACUACAAACACUUCACAUAUGAAUUCAUCUUCAUUAUUGUUACUAAAAGAAAAUCUAUCACCUGAUUUACAUGAACAAACAAUGGAUUGUUUUCAACCAAUCUAUGAAGAUGAUAAUCAAUUGAGUUUAAAAUUUAAAUCUAGUCAUCGGUUGACCAGGAGAUCAAGAAUAAUACCUUACUAAAUUUUAAUUGAAAAUUUAGUUUAGUUUUAUUUUUGUUUUCUUAAUAAUUCUCAAAGUUUAAUAUUGAUUAUUUAUUAAAUAUGCAUGUCAUGUCAUGGGAAUUGCAUUGCAUCCUCAUAUGAAAUUAGUGAUGAUUUGAAAAUAACAAUGAAUUGAUAUAUUGAAUAGAUUUUAUCUGUUUUCCAUUACAUUUGGAAUGUAAUUAAACUCUGUUUCUUCCGGUGUUUAAUUAACACGAAUGCUGACUGCAUAUAACUAUUAUUUUAAUGUAUAUUCUACAGUAUAAACUACAUAAAAGUCAUUGAAGUCUAUUACUGUUUCAUUGUUUUAUGGCGAUUCAUAACAGGUAUAAUAAUAACAAUAAUAGUAAUAAAUAUUGUCUCAAAAAGGUACUCAUUAAUAUACAAAAGUAUUGCUAACCGUCGAUGAUACACAUUUAUCUUAACUUCGCUAAUUGAAACAAACCAUUUCAAUGGUAAUUGAUAAAACAUAUCAAAAGAAUAAUCACUAUUUCCUGAUUUUGUCAUUGUGUACUCUCUUUAUUGUUUAAUUUUACUUUAUGGUAACAAUUACUGUUAAUAAUAAUACUAAUAUUAAUAGUAAUAAUAUUAAUAGUAGUAAAAGUAUUUAAUUCCAAAUUUAUUUUGUUUUAUUUCGCACUACAAAAACGAUCCAUAUGAAUGCAAAUAUUGUAUCUAAUUAUAUCUAAAUAUAUACAUAUAUAUACAUAUUGAUAUGUGAAAGGAUUUCCGCGGAAUUAUUGGCCGGUAUGAUUGCCUUUGUCAAUUAUUAACAUACAAUGAAAAUCUGAUACUAUCAUCUUUUAUUUACAGUAACAUACGCAUAUAUAUAUAUAUAUAUAUAUAUAUAUAUAUAUAUAUAUAUUGCGCAUAGACAUUCAUAGAUGAAGAGAUUAUUCAAUAGUACUGAAUGUCUCAUUAACAUAGUAUAUAUUAUAAUAUUUGAAACAAACGUAAUUGAUUCCAUUCAAAUGUUUUUUUUAAUUUUAAAACAAUAUAUACAUAGCAACAAUCUUGCACAGUAGUUUCAUGAUAGUGUUAGUAGACAAGUACAUAUAUUAUACAACAAACAACACAGCUUACAAUAGGAUGCCAUAUUUGUUAAUUUGAUUUCUUCAUAAUUUUGAACAUUAUAGUAUAAAAUAGAAAGAAAAAACAAAACAAAAACCAUGGUGAAUUGUGCACGAAGUCUUUGAUUACUUUUAUGAAAUAAAAGAAUUCUAUUGUUUUCACUUUAAUUGAUUACAUAAUAUUUCAAUAUUAUUCAUUGUGUAAUGAUCAAAUAAAUUGUCAUUUAAAUGUAUAGUCAUUUUGUAUACAAUUUAUUUGACAGAAGGAUCGUAAUUAUUAAAAACAAAACAAAACAAGACAAACAACACACACACACAAAACAAACAUGUUUAUCUCUAACAUUCAUUUGUUGAUUCUCAUUAGAAUGAUUAUACUUAUCAAGUGCCUUUUUUCUUUUUGUAAUCAAUUUCAUCAACAGAUUAAUGAUAUCGAUUAGAUCAAUCAAAUGAACACUUAAAUAAACGGAUCAUUUUGUUGUUUUUUUGUUUGUUUUUUCUGUAUAAUUAAUCAAUAAUCAAUAAUAUAGGUCAAUUAAAGUGAUACUGAUUAAGUGUCAUGACAUCAAUAAUCAUAUUAUAAAAACAUUUUUAUGAAAAUGAGAUAAAAUAUAAAACUUCUAAUAACAACAAUAACAAUAAUGGAGUAUUAUUUUGGUUGUUAAGUUUUUAAUAUAAUUAAAGUAAUUGCCAUUAUGAUGAUGAUUAUUUUCUUUUCAGAAAUCAACAGAUUUAAAUUAUUUACAAAUUAAAACAACAUAGAUCAUCUGUUGAUAACUAGAUUUUCUUUUCUUUUCUUUUCUCUUUCUUUUUUUAUUUCAAAUAAAUAAAUAAAUAGAAUGUAAUGUGUUUAUACGGAAUGAUUUCUUAAUUACUUCCCUAUUAACGACAAUAAUAAUAAUAAGAAUCAAAUACUUGAACAAUAACAUACACAAUCUAAAUCAAAGUACAAUUUCUAUGCAAACUAAUUGAAAAGAAUAUGAACUAUGACCAGUCAAUUCAUCUAUGAUAAAGUUAACAGAUAAAUGAAAUGUUCAGUGUUAUUCAAUAUUGUUGAUGGUAUAACAACAAGAUAAGAAGAUAAAACCACAUUUUAUAUACAUUGCAAUUUUUGUUAAACAUGACUUCCAAUUUUUUUUCUAAU
Schistosoma haematobium is the source of this 5580-nucleotide messenger RNA. Its product is annotated as Poly(rC)-binding protein 4, variant 2. Gene Ontology annotation, molecular function: mRNA binding. NCBI's taxonomy places the organism in Eukaryota, Metazoa, Platyhelminthes, Trematoda, Strigeidida, Schistosomatidae. The transcript has 12 exons. Gene Ontology annotation, biological process: regulation of RNA metabolic process; regulation of gene expression. Gene Ontology annotation, cellular component: cytoplasm; nucleus. Bases 593 to 3349 code for a protein of 918 amino acids. The record is from RefSeq and is a predicted model, not a curated record.